GAAGGAGGGACGGAGGGAAGACACAGACCGCUCGAAGCUGGCUCAAAUCGGUCAGAGCUCUUUCACAGCAGCGACCAGCCUGCGUGUUGUUCAGCGUGGACACGCCGGCAUCUUUUAUUUACUAUUAAAACCUUUUUUUUAAUAGCAGGGAUCGAUGUGGACACCUUUCCGCAUCCAUCGUUUUUCAUUUGGAGAGACGUGCGGAAGCUGUGCACUGAAGGGACAGCACGCCGAACCAGAUGGACUCACUUCUCUAUUUUUAUCUCACUAAGCUCAGCGUUUCGACUGGUCGUUUAACCCAAACGCCAGGCUUCACUGGGUAUCUGUGAGAAAGGGGGAGACCAGGUGAUUUAAGGAUUCUAUUUCUGAAGCAGAUAAACAGACAAGACCAUCACAGCCCAGGAACUAUUGAGAUUUGUGAGAGGGAUCUAACUUCCAUUUGGAGGUAAACAAAGUCUUAGCCCAGCAGAGAGAACGCGUUCAGAAGAAAGGAGGCGGCCAGCUUAACCAUGGAGGUCGCAGCUGCCGAUCAGUCUCGGUGGAUGGCGCAUCACCAUGCCGUGCUAAACGGCCAGCACCCGGACUCUCACCACCACAGUCUGAGCCACAACUACAUGGAGCCCAUGGCGCCCUUAUUGCCCCAGGACGAAGUUGACAUGUUUCUGAACCACUUGGACUCUCAAGGGAACCCCUACUACACCAACUCCCGAGCAAGAGUCACUUACAGUCAAGCACAUGCUCGCCUCACUGGGAACCAGGUUUGCCGACCACACCUCAUCCACAGCCCCGGUAUUCCCUGGCUGGACCCGGGGAAAGCAGCCCUGUCUGCUGCCCACCAUCAUAACGCAUGGGCGGUCAGCCACUUCAGCAAACCCGGCUUGCACCCCGCCGGCUCCGGCUAUCCCUGCAGCAGCAGCUCCGGCACGGCCCCGGUGUCCUCGCUCACCCCGGCGUCCCAUUCCAGCCCGCACCUCUACAGUUUUCCCCCUACCCCUCCGAAAGACGUGUCUCCAGACCCAGGUCCUACCUCCCCGACCUCCACAUCGACGAGAAUGGACGAGAAAGAGUCGAUUAAAUACCAGCUGACUGACGGAAUGAAAAUGGAGAGCUGUAGUCCGCUCCGCAGCAGCCUGGCCUCGAUGAACAGCCAGACGCCGGCCACACACCAUCCCAUCCCAACUUACCCCACAUACUCUCUGCCUACACCCCACGAAUACAGCGGCAGUCUCUUCCACCCUGGGAGCCUGCUGGGUGGAUCUUCCUCCAGCUUUACGCCCAAAUGUAAAAGCAAAGCCAGGUCGUGCUCAGAAUUAUAUGCAGAGGGCCGUGAGUGUGUUAACUGCGGUGCCACCUCCACCCCCCUUUGGCGACGGGAUGGUACCGGCCACUACCUGUGCAACGCCUGCGGACUGUACCACAAGAUGAACGGCCAGAACCGACCUCUUAUCAAGCCCAAACGCAGACUGUCCGCUGCUAGACGUGCAGGCACCUGCUGUGCAAACUGCCAGACCACCACCACCACCCUGUGGAGGCGCAACGGGAACGGAGACCCGGUGUGCAACGCCUGCGGCCUCUACUAUAAACUGCACAAUGUCAACAGACCCCUGACCAUGAAGAAAGAGGGCAUCCAGACACGCAACCGCAAGAUGUCCAGCAAGUCCAAGAGAAACAAGCGAGCAGGGGACAGCUUUGAUGAGUUGUCUAAGUGCAUGCAUGACAAGGCCUCCCCCUUCAGCAGCGCGCCGGGCCUCACCGGCCACAUGACCCACAUGGGUCACCUGCCCCCCUUUAGCCACUCGGGACACAUGCUGCCUACUCCCACGCCCAUCCACCCUUCCUUUGGUCACCCCCACCACUCCAGCCGCUCACCGGUCUGGGCUGAGCCUCACUGAAGCCCCCCCCCCCAGAUCAGGAUCUCCUCCACUUCGGAGCCCGCGCAUUGCCAUCAACACUACACGGCCUCCACAUCACGGUGAAAACUGAGCUGACUUCUCGCCUCAUGUACAGUGGUUGGAGGGGAGGGACUCUCAGUUGUGGACUUUAUGACUGAAGGUCGCGUCCCGCCUGACCUCACUGAGAGCGAGACGUCACUGGACUCUGUUGAGAGCUAAUGUAAAGAGGGAGUUGUUUGUCCCCGGGUGGCUAAGACUUGCGGAAAUGGAGUGAAUGGAGACGCUUGUCAUUCUUUUUGCUUAUUUUUACUAAGUCACUUUGGUACCCACCUCUCCUUGACCCUGUAACAGGAGACUCACGAGAGGUCUUAAAAGAACCACUGUGCUCACCUCCUGACCGUUUCGUCAUAUAUUGAGAUACGUGCACCCUGUCCAUUCCUGGGUAUUGUCCACAGUUGCUGCGGACAAACUGCCAGACUCUUCAGUGCUGAAAGUCUCAAAACCAGCUUGAAGCACCCACACACCUCUGUUGUGAACCAGUCAGACUCAGACUACAGUACCCACAAACCACCACUCUCCUCACAUGCUGGAUUGUACACCACCACAAUGCUCACGUGUUUUUAAUGACGGACUUUUAUAGAAAAAAGACGCAAGUAAAUAGAGUGUUUAUAAACGCUUAAUUGCUAUUAUUGUUGUUAUAUUUGAUGUUAUAAUUAUUGCUACGAUAAUUUAUUUUCACUCUUUAAGCUUUCGUCAAAGACACAUGGAAACUGUUAUGAUUUUAAUUUCAUGGAUAUUACGUAAAGGAAAACACUGACCUAUCUUAGAUGAAAUGUUGUCCCUGAGCUGUACGUUUUUAUCAUUUUUUCCAUCUCACAAAAGCAAAAGAAAUAAAGUUUAAUACUGAGGUAAA
This is a messenger RNA of Myripristis murdjan (pinecone soldierfish), 2805 nucleotides long. RefSeq names its product GATA binding protein 2a (gene gata2a). Gene Ontology annotation, biological process: positive regulation of angiogenesis; negative regulation of transcription by RNA polymerase II; cell fate commitment. Gene Ontology annotation, molecular function: RNA polymerase II cis-regulatory region sequence-specific DNA binding; DNA-binding transcription factor activity, RNA polymerase II-specific; zinc ion binding. Lineage: Eukaryota; Metazoa; Chordata; Actinopteri; Holocentriformes; Holocentridae. Gene Ontology annotation, cellular component: nucleus. The record is from RefSeq and is a predicted model, not a curated record. The transcript is spliced from 6 exons. The coding region runs from base 510 to 1892 and encodes 460 amino acids.